UCCCGGGUGACCGGAGGCCGACAUGGCGGCGUGGGGGGUGGCAGCGCGCACCCGGCUUUGAAUGAGGGGCAGGCGGCCAGGGCGCAGGCUGCGGGAGCGGCCCCUGGCGCCCCCGCUCCCCCGGAGCGCCCUUCCGCGACAGGCAGGGCAGUAUUGGAGCAGCCUACCUAAUGAUCCACCUUCCUGACUCUUCCUAACUUAAAGCCUGGAAUAUAGAAAGUGAUUUAAAUGCCAUAGCAUAUUUGAAAUCAAGCUGUCCUUCCAUGGAGUACUCAUGGCCUGAGGAAAAUGUCACAGGGCUGCCUUCUCUUCUCACCAGGAGGGAGGGUUUCUCACCAUGGCUGUAACACAGUUUCGACUCUUUAAAAUCUGUACUUGCCUGGCAGCAGUGCUUUCUUUCAUUAAAAAGUUAAUAUGCAGGUCUGGAAGAGGGCGAAAGUUAAGUGGAGACCAAAUAACUUUACCAACCACAGUGGAUUAUUCAUCUGUUCCUAAACAGCCUGAAGUAGAAGACUGGUCAUCAUGGGAUGAAGAUGCACCUACCAGUGUGAAGAUUGAAGGUGGUAAUGGUAAUGUGGCUGCUCAGCAGAAUCCUUUGGAACAAAUGGAACCUGAUUAUUUCAAAGAUAUGACACCAACUAUAAGAAAAACUCAAAAAAUAGUUAUUAAAAAACGAGAGCCUUUAAAUUUUGGGAUACCAGAGGGAAACACGGGAUUCUCUAGCAGAUUAGCAGCUACACAAGAUAUUCCUUUUAUUCACCAGUCUCCUGAACUGGGGGACUUGGAUACUUGGCAAGAAAAUACUAAUGCCUGGGAAGAAGAGGAAGAUGCUGCCUGGCAGGCAGAAGAAGUUCUUAGACAACAGAAGAUAGCAGAAAGAGAAAAAAGAGCAGCAGAGCAGCAGCGGAAGAAAAUGGAGAAAGAGGCCCAGAGGCUAAUGAAAAAGGAACAAACCAAAAUUGGUGUAAAACUGUCCUAACAGAAACCAGGCAUCAAUGGCAGUGCCAGUGAAGAAGAGAAUUUCAGCUCUGCAACAUACAUAUUGGUAUUGAUUUUAAGUACUUCUAGGACUUCAACAUGCUGCUUGGUUUUAGUGCAUUCUUCAGGUCAUCUUGGAAUCCAGGAUUCUCCUAAAAUACCUUGAACUACUAGUUGGUUCUCUUAAAGGAGAAAAAGCCCACAGAAAAUCAUGCCUUGAUGGAAUCAUGAUUCCUGCAAUUGCUCUAUUCCAGCACCGUUCUUUGCAGCAGAAGUUAUUGAGCAGGGAUGUUGAUUGAAAGACACUCUUAAUGAACAGCUGAAGCUUACAGAAAAGAAUGUAAAUAUUCAGUGGUGGGAAAUCUACUCUAUUGUCUGUGCUUACCUGAAACAUGUAAUUAAACAGUUUUAAAGAA
This is a messenger RNA of Melopsittacus undulatus (budgerigar), 1394 nucleotides long. RefSeq names its product estrogen receptor binding site associated antigen 9 (gene EBAG9). The coding region runs from base 338 to 979 and encodes 213 amino acids. NCBI's taxonomy places the organism in Eukaryota, Metazoa, Chordata, Aves, Psittaciformes, Psittaculidae. Gene Ontology annotation, cellular component: secretory granule. The transcript has 8 exons. The record is from RefSeq and is a predicted model, not a curated record.